Messenger RNA from Necator americanus (New World hookworm), 477 nucleotides. RefSeq lists its product as uncharacterized. The transcript has a single exon. Lineage: Eukaryota; Metazoa; Nematoda; Chromadorea; Rhabditida; Ancylostomatidae. Bases 1 to 477 code for a protein of 158 amino acids. The record is from RefSeq and is a predicted model, not a curated record.
AUGUACAGCGAUUUUUAUCGAAUAAAACUAAAAUAUGAUAGAUUCCUGUUACCACAGUUGAAUAGAUCAAAGGCAGCGUAUCACGAAAGUGACGUGAUUGGGAAACCAGUGGGAGAAUGUAAAGUUCGGGGUGUAGAUCACGAAUAUGUUCCAUCCCAGUUUCCCUUACCUCGUCCCUCGAAAAAAAAAACGAAGCUGGCUUGUUCCCACGUGAAAACCCGUCACCUUUUUGCACGUGCCCCUAGCGAGCGGUCGGGAAUCACCGAUGGUCUCUUAAAGGCAUCACCCCACGAAUCUGAGGUGGUGCAGAUUUCAGGUGGAGUAUUCGUAUACGGGAUGGGAGACUACGGAGAGGAAGGUGAUUCCGUCCAUUUCCUGCUAAUUGCCGUAAAAAACGGCCCGGAAGAUGCGGCGCCGCACAAGACUGGCGCGCUCCAAUCGUACCUCUUGUACAAAAUGGUGCGCCAAAACGAAUGA